Molecule: messenger RNA, 720 nt
Organism: Metarhizium brunneum ARSEF 3297
Lineage: Eukaryota; Fungi; Ascomycota; Sordariomycetes; Hypocreales; Clavicipitaceae
Source: RefSeq, a predicted model, not a curated record
AUGCCCCGGCCACGCGCUCUCGUGUAUCGCGGGCCCGCGAGCAGCCACGGCCUGCCCGAAGCCGUCGCCAGACUUCUAGAGUCUUGCCCGCGGCGGUUCGAGGUCCAGUACGCCGGCCCAAGCGAGGCCGUCCAAGUGUCGCACGAAACCUUGAGCGAGGUAGACUUGUACGCGCAGCCGGGGGGCCCGGACCUCGACGACGCCUGGGCCGAGACCAGGGCCUUUGCGCCCGCCAUCCGCAGGUUCGUCUCCCGCGGCGGCCGCUACGUAGGCUUCUGCCUGGGCGCCUAUCUCGCCGGGCACACGCCGGGGUUCGGGCUGCUGCCCCGCGGCGCCGACACGGACGCCGAGAACGACCAGGAGGGCGCGCAGGUGACGACCGACGCCGACGCCAUCGUCCAGGUCGACUGGCGCUUUGCCACGGGGCCCCAGGCCGGCCGGACCGCCGCGGGCCGAUGGCUGUAUUUCCAGGAGGGCGCUGUGAUUCGGGGCCUGCGCGAGAGCGAGACGGCCAUUGUGCUGGGCCGGUACUCCCACGGCGGCAGGGUGGCUGCGUCGCUGACCAAGUAUGGCGAGGGCUGGGUCGGGCUCGUUGGGCCGCAUCCAGAAGCGACCUUGGAGUGGUUUGCCGUUGAGAAUCUCGACUGUCCGCACGGCGAGCAGUUUGACAUUGGGCACGAUUUGAUCGAGGCCACUAUGGCGGGCGGCCGAGUGCGCUGA